Molecule: messenger RNA, 1221 nt
Organism: Carassius carassius (crucian carp)
Lineage: Eukaryota; Metazoa; Chordata; Actinopteri; Cypriniformes; Cyprinidae
Product: SAGA-associated factor 29
Exons: 10
Coding region: 175-1056 (293 amino acids)
Cellular component (GO): SAGA complex
Source: RefSeq, a predicted model, not a curated record
CAACCGCCAAUAAAACACCAAAGAAGAAGAAGAAAGAAAGAAAGAAAGAAAAAAAAUCCUAAUAUGCUUUAAGGAAAGUGAAACUGUUUCAAAUAGAUGGUUUUCGUUCAUAGUUCGUGUAUAUAUGCAUGAGGUGAAUCUGGAGAGCGUCGCUGAACUGUGUUUGAAGGUACAAUGGCUUUAGUGUCAGCAGACACCAAAAUCGCAGAGUUGCUGAAUGAGCUGCAUCAGCUCAUAAAACAAACCCAGGAAGAGCGAUCAAGAAGUGAACACAACCUUCUCAACAUCCAGAAAACACAUGAAAGGAUGCAGACAGAAAAUAAGACUUCUCCAUAUUAUCGGACAAAACUGAGGGGUCUUUACACUACAGCUAAAGCUGAUGCUGAGGCUGAAUGUAGUAUACUUCGACGGGCACUUGACAAGAUUGCAGAAAUUAAAUCCCUUUUGGAGGAAAGACGGAUUGCUGCCAGAAUGGCAGGGGUGUACAGUGACACCGACCCACCCAAAAAGACCAUGCGCAGAGGUGUCCUGAUGACCCUGUUACAGCAGUCAGCCAUGACACUUCCUCUCUGGAUCGGCAAACCUGGCGAGAGUCCACCACCACUGUGUGGCGCUAUACCAGCAAGCAGUGACUAUGGGGCUAAACAGGGCGACAAGGUGGCGGCGCGUGUGAAGGCUGUGGAUGGUGAUGAACAGUGGAUUCUUGCCGAAGUUGUCAGCUACAAUCACUCCACCAACAAGUAUGAAGUGGAUGACAUUGAUGAAGAGGGUAAAGAGAGACACACAUUGAGUCGGAGGAGAAUAAUUCCUCUCCCACAGUGGAAAGCAAACCCAGAAACGGACCCAGAGGCCCUGUUCAGUAAGGAUCAGCUGGUGCUGGCCCUCUAUCCACAGACCACGUGCUUUUACAGAGCUCUGAUCCACACACCGCCACAUCGGCCCCAGGAUGACUACUCCGUUCUGUUUGAGGACACAUCUUAUGCUGAUGGCUAUUCUCCACCUCUCAACGUCGCUCAGCGAUAUGUAGUGGCCUGCAAGGAGAACAAAAAGAAGUGACAGCAAUAUGAAACAAUGUUUGCAAAAAGACCCUGCAUGAUUGUUGUGAUUGAAAACAAGAAAUUGAGCAUUGAUUCUGUUUUAUGUGACCCCCCCCCCCCCCCCCCCCAUUCUGGUUAACAUGUAUUGGUAUGUUUUAUACUGCAUCUUUUGUAUUUGUGGAUC